AAUUAAUUCAAAGAUGAAGUAUCUUGCUCUCUCCUUGAUCCUUGUUAUGGCUGGUCUCUACUUUGGCCCUGAGGCUGCUAAGACCCUUGUAGGUAGCCAAGAAGAAUUACUCACUGUCAGAACUCCUGAUAUGUGCUGGCAAUUCUGUAACACCUUCCAUGGUCCAAACAAUACUAUCAGGUUAGCAUGUGCUCACCCAAGGACUUCUGAUAUGUGUAAUCUUCCUUUCAGAUCUUGCUGCACCUGGCAAAAUGUGCCAUGUAAUGGUACUUUCAUCCACCCUACUCAGCUCAUUGACAUGGAUAGGUGUGACGACUUCGAACACCCUCACAACAACACUUUGGAUCAUGAAUAAU
This is a messenger RNA of Moneuplotes crassus, 356 nucleotides long. NCBI's taxonomy places the organism in Eukaryota, Ciliophora, Spirotrichea, Euplotida, Euplotidae. The record is from the annotation of a GenBank genome assembly.